This is a messenger RNA of Closterium sp. Yama58-4, 1365 nucleotides long. The record is from the annotation of a GenBank genome assembly. NCBI's taxonomy places the organism in Eukaryota, Viridiplantae, Streptophyta, Zygnematophyceae, Desmidiales, Closteriaceae.
AUGGCGGUCCUAACAGCUCCUCCUAAUAGCCUGCCGUACGUGGUGGCUUUAAACUGCAUGGAGGGCUGCCACGCGCAAGCCGAGGCGCUCGCGGACCUCUGCGUCCUCGAGAAUGUCGGGCUCAGCGAGGGCAUGCUCGACAAGCUGGAGCGCGCUGACGUGGUGCUCGUUCAUUCGCUGCAUUACCUCCCGCGCGCCGCGCAGAGGAAGCUCUCCGCGUCGCAGCUGAUUCUGUGCCUCGGGUCGUCCGCCGACACGCGCCCCGUCGAGUCGUCGCUCGCGGAGGAGCUCGGCUUGCGAUUGGUCCACGUGGACGUGCCGCGUACGGACGAGGUCGCGGACAGCGUGAUGGCGCUAAUGCUCGGGCUGCUCCGUCGCACGCACGUUCUCGCGGCGCAGGGCUGCACGAGCGCGAGCUGGUUCGCGGGGUUCAAGGGCGCGUGGCAGGGCAUGCGGCGGCUGCGCGGGAUGGUGUUGGGGCUCGUCGGCGCCAACGCUGCUGCGCGCGCCGUUGCGCGGAGAGCCGCCGUGUUCGGCAUGCGCGUCGUCUUCUGCGACCCCGAGGGGGAGCUGCAGCGCUCUCCGCGGGCGGCAGCGCUGAUGCGCGCGGUGGGUGCGGAGCGGAGCACAGUGGAGGCGGUGCUGGCGGCCAGUGACGUGGUGUCGCUCCACGUGGCGCUCACAGAUUCGACGCUCCACCUCAUCAACGACGACACCGCCAAGCACUUCAAGAAAGGCGCCAUGCUGAUCAACGCGAGCAGCUGUCACCUGGUGAGCGACAGCGCCAUCAAGAGGGCGCUCAACAGCGGCCGCCUGGGCAGCUGCGCGCUUGAUGGUGUUGAGGGCAACCAGUGGCUCGAGGCGUGGGUCCGGGAGUUCCCGAACGUCCUCAUCCUGCCUCGGAGCGCCGACUACAGCCAUGAGGUUUGGGAGGCGCUUCAGUCCAAGGCUGUGGCAGUGGUUCGGGCGUUCCUAACCUCCGGGAAGGUGCCGGAGGAGCUAGUGUUGGACGACUCGUUUGGAGGGGUGGAGGGGGAGGAAGAAGAGGAGGAAGAAGAAUCGCAAUGGCAAACGCUACACGCACUCUUCCCUGCUUCUUCUGCUGAUCGUGCUGGUGGUGGCGCUGCGAACGGUGGUGAUGGUGGUGGUGGGAUGGGGGGGAAGAAGGCAGGACGGGCGAGUGGGGGAGGGCGAGCGGAGGAGGGAAGGAGAGGUGGGGGCGAUGGGAGCAAGAGUGGAUCUUCUGGAGGGAAGAAGCAGGGGGGAGAGAGGAGGGGAGACACACAGGCAGAUGCGUUAACAGCUUCAGUGGAGAAGGUGGGAAUCCCCUCUCGCGUCUGCUCUGCUAUCCUCUUACACUUCUGA